This is a messenger RNA of Musca domestica (house fly), 11576 nucleotides long. It is a transcript of the gene Ziz, whose product is annotated as dedicator of cytokinesis protein 9. Gene Ontology annotation, molecular function: guanyl-nucleotide exchange factor activity. The coding region runs from base 1594 to 8511 and encodes 2305 amino acids. The transcript has 13 exons. NCBI's taxonomy places the organism in Eukaryota, Metazoa, Arthropoda, Insecta, Diptera, Muscidae. The record is from RefSeq and is a predicted model, not a curated record. Gene Ontology annotation, biological process: positive regulation of GTPase activity; small GTPase-mediated signal transduction.
ACAUUUCAAAUUGACUCCCUUGACAAAACAGAGCAGUUGACUUCGACGCGUUCUUCACGAAACAACAUUGAGAAAAAUAAUUCGGAAAGUGGUUGUCGCGCGACGUGCUACGCGCUUUGCUUUUUGUUUGUGUGACUAGAAAAAAAGAAGAAUAUGUAUGCAAAAUUGAAAUUGUGAAAAUAUAUGAGAAAAAAUAUUUACAAUUAUUUGUGUUUACAUUGUGGCAAUUGUUUGUGUUCUGUUUUCGUAAAUGAAAUAUGAUUUUGCGUUUCUAAAUUUUUGCAAUUUGUGUUUUUUUCACACUAUGCCCCCCAUUCAUAAUUUGUGUACUAUAUACCUAUGCCUUAAAAAAAUAUGAAUAAAUAUUGUAUAUUUUUGGUGUUGUUGUUCUUUUGAGUGUGUCGUGAAAGAAUGAAUCUUGUGAGAUAAGCAGAGCAUCUUUGAAAACUCAAUGAAUUGUUGUUAAAAUAAUACAAAAUAUAUAAACACCGCAUGAAGGGAGUGCAAAAAAAAAUUUAAAUGUGAUAUGUUGUGCAAAUAACACAAAAUAAUUGAUGUGUCUAAAAUUGGCAAGCUAUUGUUGUGUAUGCCUGGUUUAUUCAAUUAUUCCGAAUUGUAUUGUGUGUAGGUGGAACAUCAUAAACAAAUGAAAAUGUUUGCUUGCGUGUUCAAUUAAAUAAAGUCUUGCAAUUGUUACAAAAAUUAAAGUGUUCUUUCCUUAAAAAAGUACAAAAGAAUUUGGUUGAGCUUACUGUGUGUAUAACAGUGUGCAAGUGUGUGUGUAUGAUAUGGUCAAAAGCCGCUAAGGAAUAAGAAUGAAAAGGAAGUUAAAUAAACAUAAACCUAAAGUCCUAUCCAAUCGUUGAAAAGGCAGAUGCAAAAACCUGCCACAUACCAACCGUACAGUAAUUGAAAGCAAGAAGAAGAGGAAGACAUUCAAACAACAACAAGGAUUACUCAUCACGUCAUAACAACGACAACAACAAGAACUAUCAACACGGUAUGUUGUGGCAUUAACGCGUUUUUUCGGUUUGUGGCUCUUCCUCCUCUCUUGUUCUCUAAUUCAACUAAGCCCCAACAACUCCAAUCAAGCCAUAACAAUAAUGCAAUAACAGCGGCAAAAACAACUUUUCGCAACAACAAUAACAAAAACAGCUGCCCAUACAAUGAGAACAACAACACAACAAAUUCUAUACAAUAACAACAAACCAGUUGGGGCAUCUCUGUUUUGAAUUUGAUGUUUGUUACUCCCCAUCCCUCUCAGUUUAUUUUACUCUAUUAGAAUUUGUUUCCCCAAAGUUUCGUACUCUCUAUCUCUCUCUCUCCUAAAUUUAAUUCAUUGUUUUUCAUUCUCUAUGUUCUCACUACGUCAUGCAUACUUAAAUCUUGUUUCAUGUUUGCAAAAUGUGUCGGGAAAAAUCUAAAAAUAGUUCAAAUAAAUGCUAAAAAUCCAUAAAAUUUUGUGAAUAACUAACAACAGCAAAUAAAAAGGUGAAGUGUUAUAAAAAUAAACCAGAAAAAAAGAAGAAGAGCGUCUGCGCGCCUCUUUGCCACAGGAAAAAAGGAGCAUUGCGGUGCGUCGCCCCUUGAACAAUGACAGAACGUAAAUUCACCCGUGCUUUAAAUAAGCCGGGUAUGGCAGCCCAGUUGCGUGAGACCGUGUCACAGGUGGUGCGGGAAAAUGCAGUGUUGAACAAACCACUGGUGGUGGAACCCAUUGACUUUGAAGGUUUCAUAGCGAAAAACAAAACACUAAUACAAAAUGAUUCCCAUCGAGAGCUGCUUAUGUAUCCAAAUGAUGAUGUUGCGGAAAUCAUCUUACCUCGAAAACUGCGCACAAAUACUAAAUCCAUAACGGACAUUUUCGAAGCUCCGAAUGUGGCCAUUGUUUGUCCCUUACAUGGCGGUGGUACAGCAGCAAACGGUACAAACGGCACCCACAAUGUGUCACGUCAAAAUAGCAGUGCCUCCAGUAGUCCACGCAUGACACAACGUCAAAUUAGCAAUCAAUCGACCACGUCGUCUUCCAACGGCUCUACCCUCAAUGGACAAAUUUCACGCAAAUCAUCACAAAACUCAUCACAUUUAGAUGCGAUAAAAUCACCCACAUCAUCACAUGAAUCCUACGAAUCGGCAUUGUCUUCGCAGGCAACGCCAACACCCACAGUGGCCAAUCGAUCGAUAUCUUCCUCGAGUUCAACAUUGAAAUCUAGUAAUUUAGCCCAACCCGAAGAUGAUGAUGAUCUAGAGGAUGCGGAUGAUAAUACCUUGAAUAAUGGCAAUGCGGCAUCGAUGGCACCCAAAUCGGAAUGUUCCCGGUUUACAAGGCAGGCCUUAUACACAUACCGGGCAAAAAAUCACAUUAUCCAUUAUAAAUAUAGUGCUUACGGCGGGACGUGUCAUGAUUUACCCAAAUUAACUCCCUCGGAAAUCCUUAGAGAAGAAGUAUACGAAAUAGAUGCCGAUCAGGAUCGCAUUGAUGAACAAAUGUCGCGAUCCCAAGCGGAUUCUAUAACUAAACAGGGUUAUUUAUUGAAGGGGCCUGAUUCCGGUUCAGAUCGCAUGUUUGCCAACAUUGGAAAUAAAUCAUUUAAGCGAAGGUACUGCUACUUGAGACAAGAAGUCGACGGUACAUACAUUUUAGAAUUGCACAAAGAUGAAAAACAAUGUGAGGCCAAAGCCACCAUAGUCAUGGACUUCUGUACCGAAGUGGUGCAGAAUCCCAAAAGAGGUCGCUUUUGUUUCGAGCUGCGCAUGACAGCCGGUCAUAAGUCCUUUACACUGGCUGCUGAGAAUGAAGAAGAUCUAAAAGAUUGGCUUAGCAAACUCUCCUCAGUAUUGCAGCAGAAUAAAAUUCAAGAAGAUAAACGUAAUGCCUCAUUGGAGAGGACAACACCCCAGGCGCCACAACCAACAUCCAGCAAUUGUAGUACCACGAGUAGUAAUAAUUCCGUAAUGUUUGGUACCCUAAAGGGAUUGGAUCAAUCGAUGAAUCCACAAUUAAUCAAAUACGGCCGUGAAACAGAUAUAUCCAUUGCCCAGGCAAGGCGGGAACAUCGUCGCCGUUUAUUUGCCAACUAUCAGUCAAGUGUUAAGGCAAGCCCCAACGAUAAUGUUGAGCAAUAUCGUGAACAAUUUGGCAAACGUCUUCUAAUCAAUUGUCGUAGUUUAAAAUUUCGCCUACAAUGUCCAACGGAUAGUCAGUUUUCGGCAGAUGGCGAUCAUUUGUGCCAAGUGGAACCCUAUAUAACUAGUCUGGCCCUCUUUGAUGUACGCGCAGGACGCAAACUAACCGAAUCCUUUUAUUUUAAUAUCAACGAUGAGCAUGUCCGUGAUAUGUUACCCUCCACGCCAGUUCCCGACUCGGUGGCCAAUUCGAAUAUACCACGCAAAGAGGUGCAGCACGAUGAACGCACAAGGCAAACAUCCCAGGCAUUUUCAACGUUGAUAGAAAAUCUUUCUGGGGAUUUGCAAAAAUGCACAAAAGAACAAUUUGCCCAAUUGCGACAGGGUAUAUUCUCGGUGACUGCCCCACACACGGAUAUAUUUUUAGUAUUGAAAAUCGAGAAAAUAUUACAAGGUAAUAUUGUCCAGGCUGUGGAACCUUAUCUCAAGGCAAAUCGUGAUCCAAAGUUUGCCCAGAAGUUACAUAAAACCAUACGUAACUAUGCCCAAAAUAUUGGCCAUUACAGGCAGCCAUUUGCCUGGGCGGCAAAGCCUCUCUUCAAGCCCUACAGCCACGAAUUGGACACAGAGAAAAAUGAAUUUGAAUUUAAUAUUUUAUAUCGUCAGGAGUUGAAUAAAUUGAAAGAUGAAGAGUUAUUGAAAUUCCUGGUGGACUAUCGUAAACCGGAGAAGUUAAGCAAGCUAACCAUUAUACCAGGUCACUUGAAACUAACCAUAGAGGAGGUGGAAAAAGUUCCAUUUUCCUUUACAAAAUCCCUAGUUCCUUUGGCCCAUAACAACACAUCAAUGUCUUCCAAAGUGGCCAGUUUGGAAAUAACCGAAUUCCAAAGUUCUUGUGAACGGGACUGUCAUCCAUAUACAACAUUUUGUAAUCAUUUAUUUGUGUAUCCACUGUCUUUGCAAUUCGAUAGUCAGAAAAUAUUUUCACGGGCCCGCAACAUCACCGUUGUGGUUGAGUUACGAGAUUCGGACAAAGAAAAUGCCAAACCAUUAAAGUGUAUCUAUGGUCGUCCUGGCCACGAUUUCCUAGUUUCCCACAUAGCCUGUCCUGUGUUGCAUCACAACACCACACCCACAUGGUAUGAGGAGCUGAAACUACGUUUGCCAUUAGGCAUUUUCCCCGAACAUCAUUUGUUAUUUUCAUUCUAUCAUGUUUCGUGUAAUUUGGGCAAGAAACGCGAUGCCUCAGCAUCGUUCGAAACACCCAUUGGCUAUGCUUGGCUGCCGUUGCUGCAAAAAGGCAAAAUCAAUUUGGAUGAACAAAUAAUACCGGUAGCAGCCUCAUUGCCUGUUGGCUAUUUGAGCAUACAGCCGUUGGGUCUGGGCAAAGGGCAGAAUUGCGGUCCCGAGGUGCAAUGGAUCGACAAUCAAAGGCCAUUAUUCGCAGUAGCCCUACGCAUGGACUCCACGGUCCAUACGGCCGAUCAACAUCUGCAUAAUUUCUUUGUCCACUGUGAGCGGCUGCUGGAAGGUGGUAAAACGACAGCUAUGCCUGCCGAAACCGAAACCUGUAAAAUUCUUAAAGCUGCCCAUGCCAUUGACAUAACAACGCUCAUCAAUUAUUUGCCCACGCUGCUAAAUGAGCUCUUCACACUGUUGGUGCACACGCAAUCCGAGGAGGUGGGCCUAAACAUCAUCCGUUUGCUGAUCAAUAUCAUACACAUUAUCACCGAGGAUGCUGGACGCAAGGAAUUGCUAAGUUCCUAUGUCACAUAUGUCUUCCAUGCUCCCUACUAUUCGCAGAAAAUCACACGCACUGUCCAUGGAGAGCUGUGCCGACACUUGCCAACUAUUUUACAUCCCAACAAUACGGACUUUUUGGUGGUCCAUAAAUUUAUGCGAUUUUCGAAUAUAUUUUUCGAUUUGAUAAUUAAGAGUAUGGCCCAGCAUUUGCUUGACACCGGAAGGAUUCGAAUGCUGCGCAAUGAACGAUUUCCGAAGGAGUUUCCCACACGGGUGGAGACUUUGGUUAAGGUGUUGAUACCCUAUUUGGUAUCGCGCUACAAGGAUUUGCCGGUGGAGACCCAGUAUUUAAAUAAAUCCCUAUCGCAAUUCAUAAGAAAAUGCCUAACGUUUAUGGAUAGAGGAUUUGUAUUCAAAUUGAUACGCUAUUAUAUGGAACAAUUCUCGCCGGGUGAUCCCCGGGUGCUGCAGGAAUUCAAAUUCAAUUUCCUGCAGGAGAUAUGCCAACACGAACACUAUGUGCCAUUUAAUUUGCCUUUUGUUAUGAAUCCGAAAAAUCGGCCACCCGAAAUGAUGCAACAUUUCAAUUUGACGGAGGAAUUUUGUCGGCAGCACUUUUUGUCUGGUUUGCUGCUGCAGGAGUUGAAGAGUAGUCUCAAUGAAAUUGGCCAUGUUCGGCGACAUGCCUUGAAGGUAUUGAAAAAUCUACUGGCCAAACAUGAGCUGGAUGAUCGCUAUCAAAAUCGUGGCCAAUUGUCGCGUAUUGCACUGCUCUAUGUGCCUUGGCUGGGUAUUGUCAUGGAUAAUAUACAACGCAUUAAUGACCUGGCUGAGGUCUGCACACCCAAUGGGCAUGUCUAUGCAGAUUCUGCGUCGUACACCCAACGUCUGUCCUGUUCCAGCAGCUAUGUCUUUGGCAAAGAUUCCACUUUGAAUUCCAGUACCUCAACGCCUAGGGGUAAAAAUCGGGCCACACUACACAUCGAUCAUCCCAGUCCUUUGCGAGCCUCGGUGCACAUCAAGGAGACCAACUAUUUUGCGGCCAUUGCCACGGGUAAUAUUAUCAGCAAUGGAUGUUCUGAUUCCUCACUGAAUUCCCUUAACUCGGAUUCACAAAAUUCCCAGGACACCACCUUGGGUGCCACCACAAAUGGUAAUCACACCACAGCGACCGGGGAUUGCAAUGAAGUGGCCCUUCGAAAUGGCCAUAAUCGUUCCAUCAGCGUCUCCCACACCCUGGUCCAGCAAAGAUUCGAUAAAUUUUCACAAUCUGAGAGUCGAGAUUUUUUGCUGGGUUUCCUGUUUGUCAUCAAAUAUUUGUCGCAGGAACAAAUGAUUGGCUGGUGGCAGAAUUGCAAUGAGACCGAAACGCUUAACUUCUUCAGCAUCUUGGAGUUGUGUCUCUUGCAAUUCCGCUAUGUUGGCAAAAAGAAUCUCAACAUGAAUGAGGACUCGAAGGAUGCCCGUGCAUUGAGGGCAGCCAAGGCCAGUACUUUGCCAGCUAGAUGCUCACCAGCCAAUUUGGAGAGCAAUGGCUCCGGCCAACCGGGCAUUCAUGAAACCGGCACAUUAAAUCACCCUCAGACACGUGAAAAUCUGCUGGACGAAACGGCGAGAAAUCAGAGGGCUCUAUACGAAUCGAAUUUGGCAACGGAGAUUGGCAUGAUAAUACUCGAUUGUCUGGGUUUGUUUUCGGUACAAUUCCGCCACAAGCUGAUAGACAGUUUAAUACUGCCCAAAUUGGCCCGGGUCUAUUUGAAAUUCCUGCAAUUGGGUCAAUCUGAGUCGUUGUCAAAGCAUGUCUUUGCCGCCCUGAGGGCUUUCAUCAACAACUUUUCACCGGCCUUUUUCAAGGGCAAUGCCAUUCUGUGCGGCCAAAUGGUCUAUGAACUGCUAAAGGCCUGUGACAGCCGUCUGGUGCAGAUACGCCAUGAAUCCUGUGCCGUUUUGUAUUUGCUGAUGCGUAGCAACUUCGAAUUCAGCGGCCGUAAGGGCCUGACAAGGGUGCAUCUGCAAGUCAUCAUUUCCGUUUCACAAAUGAUAGGCAAUGUCAUUGGCCUCAACAAUGCCCGCUUCCAGGAAAGUCUCUCCAUAAUCAAUAGCUAUGCCAACAGUGAUAAGGCCAUGAAAGGCACCGGCUUCCCCAUGGAAGUUAAGGAUCUUACAAGGCGUGUUCGGACAGUAUUAAUGGCCACGGCUCAAAUGCAGGCCCAUCACAUGGAUCCGGAAAGAUUACUGGAACUACAAUAUUCCUUGGCAAAUUCCUAUGCCUCAACGCCUGAGUUACGACACACAUGGUUGGUCACCAUGGCCCGCAAUCAUGAGCAAAACGGCAACCUGUCGGAGGCGGCCUGUUGUCAUCUACACAUAGCAGCCCUAAUGUCGGAAUAUCUGCGACUUAAAGGUAGCUGUAACAUUAAAUGGGGUUCCUCGGCAUUUGCCAAAAUUUCACGUAACAUUCAUCGGGAUGAGCAGGGUCUUAAGCUGGAUGCCGGAUCACAAGAUUCUCAGUACACCGAGCAAAUGCUUUUGGAACAACUCAAGCAGUGUGCCCUGUUUUUGGACACAGCGGAAAGGUAUGAAUGUUUGGGUGAACUAUAUAAGCUCAUAAUGCCCAUCUAUGAGAGGACACGAAACUACAAUGAUCUGCAGGAAUCGCAUGAACAUUUGGCCAAGGCAUAUGCCAAGAUAAUUGAAGUUAAUCGUUCCGGCAAACGUAUGCUGGGCAGAUUUUACCGAGUGGUAUUUUAUGGCAUGAUGUACUUCGAAGAGGAUCAUGCUGUCGAGUAUGUCUAUAAGGAACCUAAACUUACCUCAUUGAGUGAAAUUUCCGAGCGUCUGGCUAAACAGUAUAAGGAGAAAUUUGGUGCUGAUGUGGUGAAAAUGAUAAUGGAUUCAUCGCCGGUCGUUGUCAACGAUUUGGAUCCCAAGCUGGCUUACAUUCAAGUGACCCAUGUGAUACCCUUCUUUACAAAAGAUGAACUCGAUCAAAGACUGAAUGAAUUCGAACAGAAUCAUGAUGUGGAUACAUUUAUGUAUGAGACACCAUUUACAAAGUCGGGUGCGGCCCGCGGUUCGGUGGAAGAGCAAUGGAAGCGUAAAACUAUUAUUAAAACUACCUACUCGUUUCCUUACGUUUUGAAACGUAUACCGGUGAAAUCAAGAGAAAUUAUUGAACUGAGUCCCAUUGAGGUGGCCAUUGAUGAAAUGCAAACCAAGGUUUCAGAACUGGGUGAGACCAUAUUACCGCCGGCUGAUGUAAAGAAAUUGCAACUGCGGCUUCAAGGUAGUGUGGCGGUACAAGUUAAUGCCGGUCCCCUGGCAUAUGCUCAGGCAUUUUUGGAUCCCAAAGUCAUUAAUAAUUUUUCCGUGGAUCGUGUUGAAGAUUUGAAAGAUGUUUUCAGGGACUUCAUUGGUGUCUGCCACACCGCACUGCAGCUGAAUGCCCGCAUGAUAAGCAGCGAUCAAAAGGAAUAUCACAAUGCCCUGAAGGAGAAUUAUCAGAAAAUGUGUCAAGAAUUGGGUGAACUAUUGGAUGAGUCAUUCCAGCCGCUGGAGGAUAGCGCAAAUAAUACACAACGCAAUAGCAUGGCAUUGUUUAAUGCCAUUAGCGGAACUUCGAACAAUUCAAGUACUGCCUAAACCAAUUAUGUUUUCUCUCUUUCGUUUUUGUGUAGUAGUACUUUAAGCUAGAAGAAAACAGGAAAAAAAUAUCCAUCAAGGAAACAAACUAAAGAAUUUUUUCAGAAAUAUGUAGUUUAGUUUAUAAUAAUUAUUAGUCUAUGUCAAUGUAAUGGGAGACGAGGUGUCGAGUGAAUGUUUGGUGGAAUGGAUGAUUGAAUGAAUGCAUGCGUGUGUGUCUGUGUCUUGAUAUCAAAAUAUGUGUUACUAACUUAAAAAAAAAAUAUGAAGAUAAAAAACAACAUUCAAAACGACUCAAAAUAAUAUCUACUAAACCGAAAUACUCCAUAGAUGUAUUCUCUAGAAAUGUAAACGUAUAUACAUAUAUUUUUCUCACAUUUAUAUAUUUUCGUAAUUAACCCACUUUUUUGUACUCCUAACUCCUGCUGUUGUGUCUGAAGGGUUUUUUUUUUCAAAUAACUUUUUAAAAACAUAAUUUAUUUCUCAUGAAAUCUACUCAACUGCACCACUGUACGAAAAUGGUUUUCCAUUUAGAGAAAAUCUGUAUUAGGCCUUGGGUCUGUAGGAGGCGCGAUAAAGGGCUUGUUUCUGUAUGACGAUACGAAUAUUUAUACGAAAGAAGAAUGCAAUUCCAAAUAAGUCCUUCAUAAUUCUCUCUGAUAUUUAACUUCAACACCUUCCACCUAGUCCAUAGACUUUCUGACGAUAAAAAUAUUUAUAUGGACCAUUAGAUCGCCUACCAAACUUCUUAAGAUUUGGUAUAGUCGCCAUAUAACGGUUUCUCACGAUAUUCGGUAUUUUAAUGACUUUCGCCAAGGUUUUUGUCAAGGAUUUGUCUAAAAAUUGGUAUUUGUAAGUCAUAAUGAGCUCUAGCUUCGGUGGCGAAACUUUGUAUGCAUAGGUUUCCCCGUUUCCGUUUUGGUAUGGCCCCCAUAUAACGGGCUCACACACUUUAUAUAUAUGUUUUAAGUUUAACAGCAUUAUCCAAAGGGUCUUACUGUUAUUUGUUGUUUAAAAUAGAACACGUUUGAAUUCCGCAUCCUUAAUAUAAAAAUGUUUUCUCUACCCAAUGGUGGUGGGCCCGGGCGAACCUAUAUUUUUUACUUGAUUUCAUUCGCCCCCAUUCAAUAUUUAUGAAAUACUUCUAAUUCCCUUUCCAUUAAUCGAAAAUUUGUAGAAAAUCUUCAAUAUUAAGAACUGCUAUUUAUAGAAGACCGAUCGCAUCUAAAAGGAAGCUAUGGAAGAAAAAAUGCAACAUUUUAAAAGGACAUAGUUUACAGAUUUUCAGUACAGAAGAUACCUCAUGUUUAUGGUCUCUUUCAGAUUAGAAGGCCUUCUUAGGUCUUCUAUAAGUGGAAGACUAAUUCUAAUUUGUUCUUUUUUGCAAAAAAAAAAAAAAAAAAAAAAAAACGUAAAAAAGCAGCGAAGUUUGGCCGGGCCGAACUUUAAAUACCCUCCACCAUUUGGAAAGAACUUGAAAAUUUUCAAAAAAAAUUCGGAAAGUACCACUUAAAUGAACACCGUUAUAUACGGACUAUACGAAGACGUGGACCUGCAUAUGCAAUUUUUUGUCAUAGACCAUUACGAACUUCAAAUACGAAAUUAAAAUCAUGAAAGUACCGUAUAUCGGGAGGUACCGUCAUAUGGGGGCUAUACGAAGACGUGUACCUCCAUGGUCCAUUUACAAACUUAAUCUGCCUUCUGGUAAACUAUGCAUGUAUGCAAAAUUUAAGCCUUCUAUCUCAAUUCGUUCGAAAGAUAGCGUGAUUACAGACAGACAGACGGACAGACAGACGUUAAUUCGUCUUAGAAUUUUACGCUGAUCCCUCCAUAGAAUGGUGGAGGAUACAAAACCUUUUUGAAAAUCCUAGAUAGAAAGAAAACAUUUCAGUUAUUCUAAAAGGAAGACUAUAAAGAGAAAGAAAAUUCAGGACUUCUUUUUAGGCCUCUAAUGUAUACUUGACCUUUUCAAAGAAAAAUAAUCCUCGAGAGAAGACCUUUCAGUUCUUCUAUGGAUGGAAGACCUUUUAAAUGCCUUCUGAAGCAAUGCCCUUUUGAGGUAUAGAAGAUCCAUAUUAGGUCUCCUAUGUACAGAAGGACUGUAGGAAGCUCCUAAAAAUUGCCUUUCUUAUUUAUGGAUCGCUUAUAAAGGGUCUUUAUAUACAAAAGACUUUUGAUAGUCCAUCAAUCUCACUUGGAGAUUCGUUUGGAUAUAGAAAACCUGGGGCCAAAUUCUCCCGCUUGGUUUUGAACACUCUUCAAUCGAAAUGAAUUUGUGUAUCAAGCACAUGAAUAAAUUCAUUUCGAUUGAAAAGACAAUUUUACAAUUUUUUACAGAAAAUGUAUUAACAACAGUUCGGUUAAGUUAAGUUAACGAUCUUCUUAAAUGGUGCCUGUCUUUAAAAGAUACCUCAAAAAUAUUCUUUCUAUCUAUUGAAGACUCGAAAAAUUGUCUAUGUGUAGAUGACUUCUUGAAGGACUUUCUUUCUAGAAAGCCUUUACAAAUUAAAGACAAAUAUGGAAGGUGAAGAAUUGCGAGAGGUACUUUGUUUAUGUAAGAUCUGUAAAGAAUCCCUGUCCAUGGAAGAAUCUAAAAGAUUUUCUGAUUAUUAAAGUUAUUUUAAUGUUUGGAUAAUAGUAAAGAAAUGUAAAAGGUGUCAACAUUUCUAAAAUGAAAUCAGCUUUAUGGUCCAGUAUUAAACCAGCUGAUGGCGAUGAAUGAGAGGCCCAUAACAAUCUUCUUGGCUCGUUAUCGAUAUCCUUAAAAAAGAAUCUUAGAAAAGUACAGUUGGUGUGGUGUUUCCUAUCACUUUUCCGACCCUAGUGUUAUUUGUUUCAUAUUCUAAAAAAACCCUUCUCUAAUCCUGGUGAUGGUUUUGUAUAUUAUUUAUAGGAUUAUAGUAAGUAGUUAAACAAAAACUUUGUGAUGGUGUGGAUUUUUUGUAAACAAAAAAUUGAAAACGUAACAAAAAAAAAAAAAUUGGAACCAAAGUGGUGAAAUGAUUUGCUAUGAAAUGUAAUUGUUGUUUUUUAAAUUAAUAAUGAAUUGUUUUUUUAUUUUUUAA